AUGAAACAAGAAGAAGGUGAGUCUGUGGAAAAGUUUGUCGUUCGAUUGAGGGAACAGGGUCGUCUCUGCGAGUACGAAGGUGCACUUGAUAUGCGAAUUACGGAGCAGGUGUUUGAUAAUUGCCGCUCAGACGAGCUACGCGAUGCUAUUUUGAAGAAGAAACUCCUAACGGUAGCGGCAAUUGUGGGCAAUGCGCGAAUUUUGGAAACCGUCAAGAGAAAUAAGGAGGAAAUGAGGGAAAUGUCCGCCUCAUUGGACGAGGCGAGUGUUUUUCAAGUGAAGCGUGAGAAAAAGAAGGAAGUAUGCUUCCGGUGUGGCAAUGCGGGUCACUUCGCCAAUGACAAAGGGUGUCCGGCUAAGAACAAGGUUUGUGACAAAUGUAAAAUCAUCGGACAUUUCCGUAAAAUGUGUAGAACAAAAUUGGAGGACAAGCACGGUGCAGCGAAAAACAAGCAAGAAAAGAAGAACCGCGCGUUUCAAGUGCGUGAUUCUGACGACGGUGCCAGCGAAAACAAAGCAGAGCAAAGUGACAGUGACAGCGACGUGCAGCAAAUUAAUGCUACAGGCGCAGAGCACGAUAUGGUGACCUGUUACGUUGGUGGAGUGAAGUUAAAUUGGAUUGUUGAUUCCGGAGCACAUGUGAAUGUCAUCAGUCUCGAGACAUGGCGGAACUUGAAGAGUCAAGGUUGCAAAGUGAGCUACAGCUGCGAGGGUCGGAAGUUUCUUCGAGUUUAUGGAAAUGGCAAGCUUAAAGUGCACAAAAUCUUCAAAACUGACGUCGAUGGAUCUGGAGAUAUUGAAGAUUGA
This is a messenger RNA of Ochlerotatus camptorhynchus, 807 nucleotides long. RefSeq lists its product as uncharacterized. The record is from RefSeq and is a predicted model, not a curated record. The transcript has a single exon. Lineage: Eukaryota; Metazoa; Arthropoda; Insecta; Diptera; Culicidae. Bases 1 to 807 code for a protein of 268 amino acids. Gene Ontology annotation, molecular function: nucleic acid binding; zinc ion binding.